Molecule: messenger RNA, 1908 nt
Organism: Sinocyclocheilus grahami
Lineage: Eukaryota; Metazoa; Chordata; Actinopteri; Cypriniformes; Cyprinidae
Product: protocadherin alpha-2-like
Exons: 3
Coding region: 373-1908 (511 amino acids)
Biological process (GO): homophilic cell-cell adhesion
Cellular component (GO): plasma membrane
Molecular function (GO): calcium ion binding
Source: RefSeq, a predicted model, not a curated record
AAAACCUAUACACUUACAUCUAAUGAUUACUUCACUUUAGAUGUACAAACUCAAACUGAUAAGACUAUCUUCGCCGAGUUAGUGCUUCAGAAGGUUUUGGACAGAGAGAAGACUCCGCGGCUUGAGUUCACAGUGACUGCGGUUGAUGGCGGAUCGCCUGCCAGGACAGGAAUCGUAGUGAUCGAAGUUAAUGUGAUAGACACAAAUGACAACGCUCCAGUUUUUAUUAAAUCAUUAUAUAAAGUCUCCAUAGCAGAGCACGCGCCAAUUGGCACCACAGUAACUAGACUACAGGCUCGAGAUCUAGAUGAAGGAUUGAAUGCGGAGAUAAUUUACUCCUUUAUCAAUCGAACACCCCAAAAUAUUUUGGAGAUGUUUGAAAUUGAGGCGCAAAGUGGAGAUGUCAGAAUUAAGGGUGAUAUUGAUUAUGAGGAGAAGGCAGCUUUUGAAAUCAGAGUUCAAGCCACCGAUAAAGGUCCAGUGACUAUGUCAGGUCAUACUAAGCUUUUAAUAGAGGUCCUAGACAUUAAUGAUAACCCCCCAGAUGUGACUGUAACAUCACUUCUUAGCCCGGUAGAGGAAAACGCGGGAAAGGGAACAGUAAUUGCCCUAGUGAUGGUAUCAGAUCCAGACUCAGGUAAAAACGGAGCAGUACGCGUUCGCCUUGCCAGCUCCAGUCCAUUUAAAUUACAGUCAUCCUUUCAGAACUACUAUUCAUUAGCUUUAGAUGGCGUGCUGGAUCGGGAAAACGUUACAGAGUAUAGCAUCACAGUCAUUGCUGAAGACGAAGGGUCACCGCCAAUGUCCAGAGCUAAAGUAAUACAAGUGCAGGUCUCUGAUGUGAAUGACAAUGCGCCUCGCUUCCCAAAUUCUGUAGUUUAUGCAUAUCUGCCCGAAAACAGCAAAUUGGGCUCCAUUAUAUCCACAGUGAGGGCCUCUGAUGCUGAUAUCAUGGAAAAUGCACAAAUAACAUACUCUUUACUGCAAAGCUCUGUCACUGGUAGUCCUGUUUCAGCGCUCUUUAAAGUAAACUCAUUGACGGGAGAGAUCGAGAGCAUGAAGUCAUUUAACUAUGAAGAUAUAAAAACGUUUGAGUUUAAAGUUCAGGCCACAGACUCUGGUGUUCCUCCGCUCAGCAGUAACGUGACUGUAAAUGUUUUUAUCCUGGAUGAGAAUGACAACAGUCCCGGGAUUCUCGCGCCCUAUUCCGAGCUCGGUUCCGUUAACACCGAGAACAUUCCCUAUUCUGCUGAUGUGGGCUACUUUGUGGCCAAGAUCAGGGCUGUAGAUGCAGAUUCUGGUUACAAUGCGCUGCUGUCUUACCACAUCUCUGAACCCAAAGGAAACAAUCUGUUCCGAAUCGGAACCAGCAGCGGUGAGAUCAGGACUAAGAGGAGAAUGAGUGACAAUGACCUGAAAACUCACCCGCUGGUCAUUUUGGUUUGUGAUAACGGAGAGCCCUCACUGUCAGCGACUGUGUCUAUUGAUGUUGUGGUUGUUGAAAGCGCAGGUGACGACAAGACCACAUUCAGACACGCGCCGAUAAAAGAGGAGAGUUUCUCGGAUUUAAAUCUGUAUUUGCUGAUCGCCAUUGUGUGCGUGUCCGUCAUCUUUUUACUGAGUCUCAUCAGUUUGAUGGCUGUGAAAUGCCACAGGACAGACAGGAGUUUGGGCAGGUACAGCGCCCCGAUGGUCACCACACACCCUGACGGGAGCUGGUCUUACUCCAAAUCUGCUCAGCAGUAUGACGUGUGUUUUAACUCGGACACACUGAAGAGUGACGUGGUGGUGUUCCCUGCGCCAUUUCCGCCUGCAGAUGCAGAACUGAUCAGUAUUAAUGGAGGAGACACUUUUACCAGAACACAAACACUCCCUAAUAAAGAAAAGAUGCAAUUGUCAAAUGCGUAA